This is a messenger RNA of Heteronotia binoei (common prickly gecko), 2189 nucleotides long. RefSeq names its product glucosamine-6-phosphate deaminase 2 (gene GNPDA2). The record is from RefSeq and is a predicted model, not a curated record. Gene Ontology annotation, molecular function: identical protein binding; glucosamine-6-phosphate deaminase activity. The transcript is spliced from 6 exons. Lineage: Eukaryota; Metazoa; Chordata; Lepidosauria; Squamata; Gekkonidae. The coding region runs from base 39 to 869 and encodes 276 amino acids. Gene Ontology annotation, biological process: D-glucosamine catabolic process; N-acetylneuraminate catabolic process; carbohydrate metabolic process. Gene Ontology annotation, cellular component: cytoplasm.
UCCCUUAGAAUUGGCUUGGAGAGCAGUUUUUCACAAAGAUGAGGCUAGUAAUCCUUGAAAACUAUGAUCUUGCUAGUGAAUGGGCUGCGAAAUAUAUCUGCAAUAGCAUCAUCCAGGCCAAGCCAAACCAAACCAGGUAUUUUACUCUUGGUUUACCAACAGGAAGUACACCUCUGGGCUGCUACCGAAAGCUGAUUGAGUAUCAUAAAAAAGGAGAUCUCUCGUUCAAAUAUGUGAAGACAUUCAAUAUGGAUGAAUAUGUAGGACUUCCCAGGAAUCAUCCAGAGAGCUACCAUUCUUACAUGUGGAACAAUUUUUUUAAGCAUAUCGAUAUAGAUCCAGGCAAUGCUCAUAUUCUCGAUGGGAAUGCACCAGAUUUAAAGGCCGAGUGUGAGGCAUUUGAAAAAAAGAUUGAAGAAGCGGGAGGAAUUGAUCUGUUUGUUGGAGGCAUUGGUCCAGAUGGCCACAUUGCUUUCAAUGAGCCAGGCUCCAGUUUAGUAUCUAGAACAAGACUGAAGACGCUAGCUAUGGACACCAUUCUGGCAAAUGCAAAAUACUUCGAUGGAGACUUAUCUAAAGUUCCAACGAUGGCCUUAACAGUUGGUGUGGGAACAGUAAUGGAUGCUAGAGAAGUAAUGAUUCUAAUCACAGGAGCACACAAAGCUUUUGCCUUGUACAAGGCAAUUGAAGAAGGGGUCAAUCAUAUGUGGACAGUGUCUGCUUUUCAGCAACAUCCUCACACGAUCUUUGUCUGCGACGAAGAUGCAACCUUAGAACUAAGAGUUAAGACUGUGAAGUAUUUUAAAGGUUUAAUGCAUGUGCACAACAAACUCGUGGAUCCACUGCACAGUAUGAAAGAGCAAGAUUGAAAGAGAAACCAAAGCUGGACCCCCAUCUGCCUGUCCCUGGCAAAGAGGUAGCAGAUGAAUUGACUGCUGUGCAAUGUGCUGGAAACUGGUUACAAAAAAGAGACUCUUAAGUGCUGCGCUUCUCCUCUUCGCCCCACCCCUUAUCUGAAGGUCCAAUGUGUACACUCGCACAUUCCUCUCAGCCCUGUAGCAAGCUGUGUUCUCUCUUCAUUCCUAACCAGAUUUUUGUUGACUGUUACACAUUCUGUCGUUAGAAAUCGACAGAAUUGUUUUGACUUCAGGGCAGAGCCAUAAUCGCAGUUUCUACAAAGGGGAGAAAAACAUCCUGUAAUGCAAAAUACAAAAAUAUUUCAGUGUCCCAAGGCACCUCUUUUUGCCUUAGGUUUUGUAAUGUCAGUAUAGAACCAGACAAUCCGGCACUUUAUGAUGCAAUGUUUACACACGUACAUGGCGGUUAUCAGUUGCCUUAAAACUGUACGCCUUUGUGGAACACAGUGUCAGGGUAACCUAGCUGGAAAGCAGUGACCUGAAGCUACAGGUGGAUUGUUUCGGUAACAUUUUUGUCAUAUUCAAUGGGAGCCAUGUUGGUUUUACAAGUAAAAUGGAAGAAUCCUCUGGCACCUUUAAAAAGCUAUUGUGUGGGUUUUAUGGGUUUUAUGCAGUGCCAGUGAACGAGGCCAACAGCUGUUACCCGUGAUGCCAGGGUUUGAGGAUCCAUGUGAAUGAGCUGCCAUGCAGCAAAAGUUGCCAUGUUAAGGGGAAGGCAAGCAGAAAUGCCCUUUUUUUCUCAUCAGUUCCCUCCCCCAUCACCUUUCCAGGCUUGCAAGAGUCUGCUGGAGAGAGAAGAUAAAAUCCACCUUGGCAUUAUAGACAUUGACCUGCCUCUGACAGCUUUACACAUACAAUUUUUUCCCUAUAGCACGCUCAACGGCAUUUUUUUUUACAUGAUCCAUGUCUACUUAAGCUUUACAGGGUUAUGAUUUUUCCUACAAGGGUGGGGGGGGGGAGAGUGGACAGUAUAUGAAUACUAUUGCAGCCUUUAAUUCCCCAUGGCAUUCAGCAUCGCUAAGAACACAGCUCUAAUUUAAUCUCAAGUCUAGCAUCGCUGUCUGCAGUUUGUACUUUUAUUUCUUCAGCAGUGAAAUGGCCUCAAAUAGCAAGACGCUUCCAGUGGUCAGAGGCCAGAUUCUUUGUUCAAAACGAUAUUUUGUGCCAUUGAUGCAAUGCGCCAGUUCCUUAAAGGCAUUUGUUUGUGAAGGGGAGACUAAUCCUAUCAUACCUCAUCAUGGAGCUUAAUAAAUAUUUUGCUGUUUGGUUUUC